CCAAGGCUGAUCUCCAAAAUGGUGUUCUACGCAAUUAUAUUAUCAGCUACAAGGAGUACGACCAUGUGGCCAAAGUAUUUCUAAAGGCAAAGCAGCUUAGUUUGACGGCUACAGGUGCAGAACAAAGCACCUUUCUGACUAACCUGAAGCCUUCAACUCAGUACAGUGUUCAAGUUCAGGCCAAAACAAGUGCAGGACUAGGACCUGUUUCAACGGCACGUUUCUGCACCACUCUAGAGGAAGUUAAAGCAACCACAGCAGCCAAUACUCUGUUAUCUAGUACUACUGUUUCUACAAAACAGAUUCAGUAUACAAGUCUUAGUGAUGUCCACACAACUUCAACUUCAGCUGGGACUGAGUCCACAUCCACGGUUAUGGAACAAACAUCUUGGAGCAAACAUCUUUUGGAACAAACAAGCUUCAUGACAGCUGUGGUGCUUGGAGUGCCUCCGGACCCACCUGUAAUUGUGUUGGAGGAGGUGAAAGGAAAAACAUUUUCACUUUUCUGGACUCCUGGCUUUGAGGGCGACAGCCCCAUUACUGGUUUCUUCCUGCAAUAUAAAGACACAAAUGCUUCCUGGGACAAAGAUCGAUUAGUAGAUUUUGGACCCAAUUGGACAACGGCCACGAUUUUAGAGAACACUCCUUCAACAUACAACAUCCGCAUGUUUGCGAAAAACAGUCAUGGCAUGAGUAAUGCCAGCAAUGUUCUCACUGUAACCAUUGAAGAAACAGGUCAGCAAAAGAGCAGUGUCAUUGCCACCAUGUCAACUAUUAAUGACGAUUCUGCGAUUGCCGGCCAAAGCAGUGGUGUUCACAUAGCUGCCAUCAUUGUGCCAGUUGUAGUGGUGCUAUUGGUUGGUGCCAUUAUAAUUGGUUUGCUACUUCAACGUAUAAAACAGAGGAAAGGUAGCCUUAAUGUGUGGCUGAAAAAUGGGGCAAUUCAUUACAAAGGAUCAGAUUCCCUAGAAGAACUGUGAACUUUGUUUCUCUACAUUCAACUUUUGAAUACCAUAAACAACAGAGUAGUUUAUAUUAAUUAGCUAUACUAAAAGCUAUAUUAUAAAAAAUCCUUUUUAACUGAGAAAAGAUUUGCUAACAAGUAAACCUUCUUGUGUGUUUGAGUCAAACAAACCACAGAAAAGUUAAAGCUUCUACUGUACAACUAUUUUGUUUUAAAAAUUGUUAUUUUUUUAAGUGAUGGUACCACAUAUCUGCUUAAGUUGGUUUGAUUUUUUUUUUUUUAACCAAGAAACUUUUUUGUUGUUUGUUUAUUCAAAUGUAAAUCAGCCUCCACAAUUUAGCGAUUUGCUAUCAACUUUAAGCUUUUUUCCACUGACAUCUCAGGUCAGCUCACAACUUGGCACAUUUUUCCCACUAUGUGUGAAAUCACAAAGUUCACAAAACAUAUGGUGCUAAUGCUAAUAAUGUUAUGUUAGCACAAACACUCAAUCCAGUUCAAAAGGUUAGACUGAUGGGAAAUCUCUAUGAACCAGGCUACUGCUGGCAUUGCCAUGUUAUGAGUCAAAUUUGAGAGAAUGUUUGGAAAUCAUUGUUUGGACUGUGUUACUAAGGUUCAGAUAUUCAGCUGGAUGUUAAAAAUGUAUCAGUUCUACAAAAAUGUAUUGUUUGUACAAAUUUUCACAGUAUUAAUUUGUGAAAGAGAUAAAAUAAAACUGAAAUAAUUUGGA
This is a messenger RNA of Cyprinodon variegatus (sheepshead minnow), 1691 nucleotides long. Its product is annotated as Down syndrome cell adhesion molecule-like protein 1 homolog. NCBI's taxonomy places the organism in Eukaryota, Metazoa, Chordata, Actinopteri, Cyprinodontiformes, Cyprinodontidae. The transcript has 9 exons. Gene Ontology annotation, molecular function: protein binding. The record is from RefSeq and is a predicted model, not a curated record. Bases 375 to 980 code for a protein of 201 amino acids.